AUCUAAUCUUUAAUAUCGUAAAUUGCUCACAACUGUACUGCACCUAUAGCCAUGUAUCAUUCGCAGGAAUUAUCGAACAAGCUCUUCAUGGACGAUGACAUCGAGAGACUUACACAGCUGCAAUGUUAGUAAAUGGUGUAGUGUGGCUGUUCUGCCAAGACUGCGAUCACGUCACUGGAGCGGUGACAAGCGAGACAAGUUCAGAUCGGCUUGAAGGGUUGCAUAGGUUCCUAAGUAUGAUCGACCAAUGACAAAGAUGAAUUGAGAAGCGACAAAAUUUUGUACUCGCUUCUAACUCCACCAUAGCUUUCUCUGCCAGACUCUGCCUUGCCUAGUGCAGCAGGUCGUUUGUCAAGGUAUAAGACUUUAUAAAAUCUUUCAACAAGCUGAUCCCCCUACCUACCCCAGCUUCUCCAUUCACAAUUGUCGGAACUAUACCCAUACAGAUCUCAUAGCUUUUCAUCGCCAUGGCAGAAGCAGCUGUUGCAGAGAUUAAUGCUACCUACGAGAGUCUAGCCGAGCUCGAGCGCGAGUUUGAAGACGUCGAGGUAGAGAUAAUCCGCCAACAGCAUGCUCUCACAACGCCGCUCUAUGAGAAAAGAGAGAAGCUCGUAGCCAAAAUCCCCAACUUCUGGCCCCUGGUCCUUGAGCAGGCCCCGCCGGAUGUCGACCAAUACAUCCAGCCUGUCGACUCUGCUCUGCUUCUUAGUUCUCUAAAGUCAUUCUCCGUUUCUCACUUUGAGAUCGAGAAUGGCGGCAAGGGCGACCCUCGGAGCAUCUCCAUUAAGAUGGAAUUCGCCGAGAAUGAUCAUUUCGAGGAUACGGUCCUCGAGAAGAAAUUCUGGUACCGCCGCUCUAAACUCGGCCUCGCAAGUCUUGUCAGUGAGCCGGUCCCUAUCAAGUGGAAGGCCGGAAAGGACCUGACGCAGGGACUGCUUGACUUGACCGUCAAAGUCUGGGAGCAUGACAAGAAAGAGGGCCAAUCCAAUGGUGUAGGCAAGGAUAAGAAGAAGACCAAGCCCGAGGACUGGACGGCCGACCAAAAGGCCCUCAGGGAGAAGAUCGACACUUACGGUCUCGGUGGUGUAUCGUUUUUCUGCUGGUUUGGUUAUCGCGGUGAUUAUAUCACUGCUGAGGAAAACGCCAUUGCAGUCGAAGAGGAUAAGAAGAGGCGCGCCGAUAAGAACCAAGAUAAAGCCCCUGAGCCAGAGGAGGCAGAAGAAGACGACGAGGAAGACGAUGACGAAGAGGAUCCCUUAGCUCUCGAGAUCUUCCCGGAUGGCGACGACCUGGCUGUUGCACUCAGUGAAGAUCUAUGGCCUAGUGCGCUUAAGUACUUCACUCAAGCACAAGAGGCGGAUGCAAUCAGCGACAUUGACUUUGAAGACGACGAUGAGGAAAUGAACGGAGGCGAGGGUGAAGAUGAAGAGGAUGAUGACGAGGCGCCACCAUUGAAGAAGAGGAAGGCGUAAAUAUGCCGUGAAACUACGUUGAUGUGUUCGACAGUAAAGUAGCUACCGUAAUAUAGUGUACGGCGCAGAAGCUGAGGAUGGAUUGUUUCCACAUCUGGAUGACGACUUUGAUUGAUACCAAUUUCUACGAAUAACUUCACAAUUGAUUACUCACAAUUGAUCAAAA
This is a messenger RNA of Xylaria bambusicola, 1638 nucleotides long. RefSeq names its product nucleosome assembly protein. Bases 468 to 1472 code for a protein of 334 amino acids. Gene Ontology annotation, molecular function: chromatin binding; histone binding. Gene Ontology annotation, biological process: nucleosome assembly. NCBI's taxonomy places the organism in Eukaryota, Fungi, Ascomycota, Sordariomycetes, Xylariales, Xylariaceae. Gene Ontology annotation, cellular component: nucleus; chromatin. The record is from RefSeq and is a predicted model, not a curated record. The transcript has 3 exons.